AUGCCUUUCACCACCCGAUCCGUGGCUCUUGUGGGCCUAAUGGCCUUCUUUAGCAAACUUAGCCAUGCUCAAUCCAUCCCUAUGGCUUAUUGCGCAAGCCUCAACACAGCAUCAACAACAGGCAACAGCAGUAUAUACCAAUCUGAUGGACUAUGCCACGACUUCUGCUCAGCCACAUUCGCCUUUGCUAUUGUUCAAGAUGAUGAGUGUUGGUGUAGUGAUUAUGUACCUGAUGAGGCAACACAGGUAGAUACCGACAAGUGUGAUUCGGGAUGCCCUGGCUUCCCGUCUGAUACGUGCGGAGGCGAUGGACUAUGGGGAUACAUGUCUCUGGAUCAUAAGCCUUCGGGCACCAAGACUGUCGGCUCCACCUCUUCUACUAAAUCGCCAACUCCUGAACCUACCACAAGGACGUUACAAAACACGGUCACUGUUACUCCAACAGUUCGCGCGACCACGGCCGUUCCUGAUACAUCGAAAUCAACGGGAGAUGGCUCUACAGCACCCACUACUCCGAGCGUAUCUACAGUUACAGCGGGAGGUACUGUCAAGACGGUUACCAUAAUGCCCACAGCUACAGAUAACCCUGACGCCGUGACUUCACCGGAUGCUGGCUCAAGUGAAGUGUCAUCGAAUCAGCACGGCCUCUCAACUGGUGCCGCAGUUGGCGUGGCAAUUGGUGUAUUUGCUGCCGUGGGCAUGGCUAUAGGUGCCGGCCUUUUCUUCUGGCUCCGCCGCAGAAGACAAGACCAAGGUGAUGCUCUCACAGACUCCCCUGGAAGUCAGCGUGGAAGUUCAGCAGGUAUGAUGAGCACGCCAACAACCACAAUGGCAUCGGUAUGGGAUGGCGAUACCGCAUCAGGAGGCCGGAGAAAUAGUCGAUUCAUGCCACAUGAUCCUCGCAUGGACCCAUUUGCAGCAAAUAUCUACAGCCGCGAGAAUAAGAGCCACGAGAGCAUUAACACUCUUCAAGAUAACCACGAUUAUUCGCGAAAAGUGCUUCGAACCACGAAUCCUGACCCGCCCGAUGGCGAAUAA
Daldinia loculata is the source of this 1038-nucleotide messenger RNA. RefSeq lists its product as uncharacterized. The record is from RefSeq and is a predicted model, not a curated record. The transcript has 4 exons. Bases 1 to 1038 code for a protein of 345 amino acids. Lineage: Eukaryota; Fungi; Ascomycota; Sordariomycetes; Xylariales; Hypoxylaceae.